Molecule: messenger RNA, 342 nt
Organism: Dictyostelium purpureum
Lineage: Eukaryota; Evosea; Eumycetozoa; Dictyosteliales; Dictyosteliaceae
Exons: 4
Coding region: 1-342 (113 amino acids)
Biological process (GO): endoplasmic reticulum tubular network organization
Cellular component (GO): endoplasmic reticulum tubular network
Source: RefSeq, a predicted model, not a curated record
AUGGAAUUAAUUUUAGCAACUUUUUUGUGGGAAAAGUUUGCUUCAAAUGACACUUUGUCUGAAAAGGCAAUGUGUUUAUAUUAUUCAUUAUUUAUUUCAAUUAUAUUCUAUUUAUUAAUUAAAUUAGAUAGAAUAUUUUUUGGAUUAUUUAUAAAAAAUAAUGAAAAAAAAUUAUUAAAUUUAAAAAUUGGUCUUGAAAAAAUAUUUGAAGAAAGGAAAAUCGAAACCGACUUCGAAAAGACCAAAAAGUUAUUGGAGGAAUAUGAAAUUUUUAAAAAUAAAAUCACCACAACCUCAACCUCUUUAUAUCUUAGUAGAUAUAAUUUAGAUUAUAAUAGUUAA